AUGCUGCCCUGGAAGCGGAGCAAGGUGGAGCUGGUCGCGGGCGAGGCGCGGCGGCAGAGCAAGCCUAAGGGCUACGCGGUGAGCGUGCACUACUCGGCGCUCACCUCGCUGGCCCGCGCCUGCCCCGAGAGCGCGCUGCACCGCGUGGGCAGCAUGUUCCGCUCCAAGCGGCGGAAAUUCCGCGUGACCAGCGAGGACCCCACGUACACCGUGCUCUACCUGGGCAACGCCACCACCAUCCAGUCCAAGGGCGAGGGCUGCACCGACCUGGCCGUUUGCAAGAUCUGGAGUAAGAGCGAAGCGGGUCGCCAGGGCACCAAGAUGAAGCUGACCAUCAGCGCGCAGGGCAUCCGCAUGGCCCACGCCGAGGACAAGGGGCUGCGGCGGCCCGGCCACCUCUACCUGCUGCACCGCGUCACCUACUGCGUGGCCGACCCGCGCCUGCCGCGCGUCUUCGCCUGGAUCUACCGACACGAGCUGAAGCACAAGGCGGUGAUGCUGCGCUGCCACGCCGUGCUCGUCUCCAAGCCCGAGAAGGCGAAAGCCAUGGCCCUGCUGCUCUACCAGACCUCGGCCACGGCGCUGGCCGAGUUCCGCCGCCUGAAAAAGCGGGACGACGCGCGGCACCAGCAGCAGCAGCUGGUGGGCGAGCAGAGCAUCCCGCUGGUGCCGCUGCGCAAGCUUCUUAACGGGCAGUGCUGCUACAAGCCACCGGUGGAGCGGAGCCGCAGCGCGCCCAAGCUGGGCUCCAUCACAGAGGACCUUCUGGGCGAGGAGCAGGAGGAGCGCGCCAUGCACUGCGAAUGCGAGGACAUCCUGGAGGCGCUGGGCGAGCCCGAGGGCGAGCUGCUGCGUGCCGGCGCCGGCAGCGGGGAGGGCCCGGAGCUGGGCCGGCUGCUGCGCGACCUGGGCGAGCUCAGCCUGGGCAACGACCUGCGCUCGCUGCGCGCCGACCUCGGCGUCCGGCGGCUGCUCUCGGGGGAGAGCACGGGCAGCGAGUCCUCUUUGGAGAGCACCGGCCCCGACGGCGCCGCCCCGCCCUGCAACGGCGCCGAGCAGCCGGCCCAGGGCGACCCGGAGAGCGGAUGA
This is a messenger RNA of Centrocercus urophasianus (Greater sage-grouse), 1089 nucleotides long. It is a transcript of the gene FAM43A, whose product is annotated as family with sequence similarity 43 member A. Bases 1 to 1089 code for a protein of 362 amino acids. Lineage: Eukaryota; Metazoa; Chordata; Aves; Galliformes; Phasianidae. The transcript has a single exon. The record is from RefSeq and is a predicted model, not a curated record.